Hyaloscypha bicolor E is the source of this 1299-nucleotide messenger RNA. RefSeq lists its product as uncharacterized. Lineage: Eukaryota; Fungi; Ascomycota; Leotiomycetes; Helotiales; Hyaloscyphaceae. The transcript is spliced from 4 exons. The record is from RefSeq and is a predicted model, not a curated record. The coding region runs from base 1 to 1299 and encodes 432 amino acids. Gene Ontology annotation, biological process: regulation of transcription by RNA polymerase II. Gene Ontology annotation, molecular function: zinc ion binding; DNA-binding transcription activator activity, RNA polymerase II-specific.
AUGGAAGGCUUCUUUGGAAACACUCAAGCGGAUGCAUCUCCUGAUACUUUGAGGGCCUCCAGCUCCAGCCGCGCCUCCCUUACGCCCAAUGAUACGGCAAGAGAGUCGCCUCCAGAAGCCCCCAUCGCGAAAGCCGACAGCGGGCAGAUCAAGAAGCGGGGAAGGAAGGGACACAGUAAGUCGAGGACUGGCUGCUUUAAUUGUAAAAAGGCCCGCAUCAAGUGUAAGGAAAACCGGCCCUCCUGUGACUAUUGUGCCCACCGAGGACUGCAAUGCGAAUGGCCCGAGAUUCAAAUCAACCAAGUGGGGAUAGUUAUACGAAACCCGAUGCCAGAGCUUACAAUCCCGGCAGCUCCCCAGUCAAACUUACCAGUGUUCACAAUGCAAGAUUUCCGAUUCUUCCAGCACUUCAUCAGUUCGGCUUAUCCUCAUCACCCAAUUGACAACGAUUGGCAAUGGACCCAUGAUGUUCCGAGUAUGGCAUGCGAUUUCGACUUUCUGCUCCACGCCAUGCUCGCAUUGUCCGCCUCUGAUCUAGCAGCCAAUUCGGAUGACAGCAAUGACAUGAAACUCAUUCCUACCUCGAUUAUGCAUCGAAUAAAAUCCAUUGAGUCCCUGAACAAAGCCGUAGCGGCGGGUAUCAAAUCCUGGCAACAAGGAAACGCCAUGAUUGCCACGUGUUUUACAUUACUUUUCCAAUCCGUCCUGCUGAAUGAUGGGCUAUCCGAGUACAUAUCUUUCCUCCGAGGCAUCCUUACGAUCGGAAUGCAAAUGGGUCAAAGGAGGAUGAAAUUUGUGUUCGAGAGGCUUUGGGGUAACGAGCAGCUGCAGUCGAGGGACGCUGAACUCUCGGCUGCGCCUUUGAUCAACGAAGAAGUAGUUUCAGCAGCCUGUCGGUCUUUCGAGAAAAUGUCCCCACUACUCAAGACAAAGACGGAAAUUGGCAUGUAUGGUCUUCUGCUCAGCAUGGCACGCAGUCUAGUCACCUCAUCGAAAGAAGGCAAGUCAGAUAUCUGUUUGUAUCAACUGUUCAUGAUGAUGCCGCACGAGGAGUUCCGCGAGUUCACAGACUCGAAAAAUGAAGUGUGCCAGCUACUGCAAGCUCACUUUGUGGCUAUGCAACUGAUCAUGACACCCAUUAGCAGAGUUGAAUGGGGGAAGAGAAAAUCGCCAACUGAGAUGCAGACAGAAGGGAGAACGGGACGGUGGCUAACCACGCUGCACAAUGCGAUGCCGCCGCAUAUGCGAGGGUAUUACGAGUGGACUUUAUGGGUUGAGAAGGCCAAUUAUACGAACUAA